This is a messenger RNA of Oncorhynchus kisutch (coho salmon), 1671 nucleotides long. Its product is annotated as signal recognition particle 14 kDa protein-like. The transcript has 5 exons. Gene Ontology annotation, biological process: SRP-dependent cotranslational protein targeting to membrane. Gene Ontology annotation, molecular function: endoplasmic reticulum signal sequence receptor activity; 7S RNA binding. The record is from RefSeq and is a predicted model, not a curated record. Gene Ontology annotation, cellular component: signal recognition particle, endoplasmic reticulum targeting. The coding region runs from base 110 to 442 and encodes 110 amino acids. Lineage: Eukaryota; Metazoa; Chordata; Actinopteri; Salmoniformes; Salmonidae.
AGUGCUGUACUUUGCAAGUUGAAAGGUCACGGGGCGGCGUUUCAUGUUGUACUAGCUACGUGUGCUUCUGACGGGCUAGCCAGCAAGCUGAAUAAUUGCAGUGAACAUCAUGGUACUACUUGAAAACGACUCGUUUUUGACGGAGCUGACACGGCUGUUCCAGAAAUGCAGGACAUCAGGCAGUGUUGCCAUCACGUUAAAGAAAUAUGAUGGAAGAACCAAACCAGUCCCCAGGAAAGGUCACCCAGUGAAUUAUGAACCAGCAGACAACAAGUGUCUACUCAGAGCGUCAGAUGGCAAGAAGAAAAUCAGCACAGUGGUUAGUAGCAAAGAAGUAAUCAAGUUCCAGAUGGCAUACUCUAACCUCCUGAGAGCUCACAUGGAUGGGCUCAAGAAGAAAGACAAGAAAAGCAAAAGCAAGAAAACCAAAGCCACCCAAUGAGCAACAGACUCUUUCAUAGCGUACUGGGGGAAUCCACACUGGCCUGUACCACCUCCAAGGUGCUCCAACUAUCAUCUCUACCUCCAUCCUACCUUCUCCGAUAUGUUCCCUGAGGCCCACCAUCCUCCACUUGGGGACAGCAUUGACAUCAUGCCAUUGUUGUCACAGCAAUGUCUCAUCCCUGGCCAGUGAAUGGCAUCGGUCUAUAUAGGGAGGAAGGGAGAGCUGAGGAUGUUUAACACUCAGAGGAAACUACAAGUGGGCUGCCUUUUGAUUGCCCCCCCCCCAUCUGGUGUGGAUCAAAGUUACACGGAGCUGCAUUCAUUUAUGGAGUCACUGAAAGGAUGGAGCACGUGAUGAAUUGCCUUUCAAAUCGUUUUAAUUUGAACUACUAGGCCCUGUCUAUUUAUGUUUGAAUUAUCCAUCAGUUUGGUUUGCUUGUCAAUUUGAUUACAUUCACUAAAGUUCUGAUUUACUUUCCAAUUGGACCUUGUCUUAACCAUUUGUGGAUAGAUUAUUACUGUGCACUAUGAGUGAAGACGCCAUAUACAAUUGUUAUGGUUGGGGCCGAAUGCUUUUUCUUGCUAUUCAAAUUAAUAUUAUUUUAAUGAUGGAAAGUGAGAUCCUGAGUUUGUUUUUUGUUGGUAUUUCUUAAGACAAAAUAAUUAAGUGGUUGAGUUCCUUAUUGGUCCAAUUAAUUUUUUCAACAGUCAUGUAUCUGUCCAGUAAAUUAAUUUGUAAGGCAAGCUGUAGAGGAAGGGUCCCAAAGUUAGCUGACACGAGGCCGCUUUGGUACUUAGAAAUGUGCUGUUUCCUGUGUUUAAUCAUCUAAUUUGUGGGAUGGAUGUGUCAUGAUGUAAUAUUGAUUAAGGGGAAAGUAUUUUGAAACUUAAUGAUUUAGUAUAUUUACUGGCAGCUGAAAGGCAUAUUUGAUUUAUGGAUACAGAGAGAAACUUGUUUUUAACCACAUCAAAAACUAACCAUGGAAAUGCUCUGUAAGGAUUAUAAUUACUUUCCAGUGAAUGUGACAGACAAACGCAGAGCUGCCGCUUUUGACAUUCAUCUGCCAUUUAUGUUACUGUAUCAGAAUGUCAUUGAUGAGGAAUACAGCUGAUGUUACUGUAAAUUGAUCUGUUUUUUUUCUUCUUCAAAAUAAAUGACAAUAUGGCAGUGGUUUGUUUGAUCUAAAGACUGAAAUAGAUUUGAAAUAAAGUAAGGAAUGGACAGUU